Messenger RNA from Fulvia fulva, 2652 nucleotides. Its product is annotated as Exocyst complex component SEC10. Gene Ontology annotation, cellular component: cytoplasm; exocyst. Lineage: Eukaryota; Fungi; Ascomycota; Dothideomycetes; Mycosphaerellales; Mycosphaerellaceae. Bases 1 to 2652 code for a protein of 883 amino acids. The record is from RefSeq and is a predicted model, not a curated record. Gene Ontology annotation, biological process: Golgi to plasma membrane transport; exocytosis. The transcript has a single exon.
AUGGCGCGCGUUGGCAGUCCGGACACUGCCUCCAUCCUAUCUGGCCACUCGACCUCGCGACCAGGCACCCUCCAGCCAGUCCGAGGCAUCCACAACCAAGUCUUCACCCUCGAGAGCUUCAGCAGUAAAGAUUUCAUUGUCAAGGACUUUGUCGAGUCCCUGUCUGAGAUAUCAGGACCUGGUCGAAGAUCAGCACCCACUUCAGGCCCGAAUGCUCAAGCCAGCCAGGCAUUCGACCCGAAACCACUCAUCCGGACAUUCGAACAUGCCUUGAGCAGGUUGAAGACUCUCAGCGGAGAUCUGCAGGAGCGCGAGAAUGAGCUUACGAACGGCGUGAGGAAAGCAGAGGCCCAACACAAUGCGAACAUCAAGGGCCGAGAGCGUGAGCUGGAGCGCGCGAUUGGCUCUUUCCACCGCCUGGAGAGUGCAUUGGACGGAGAUGGCGACGAGGGUGGCAACGCUGCGAUGCGCAUAGGCGAACGACUGGAGGAGCUGGACAGACAGAGACAACGAGCACAGGAUGCGAAGUUCAUACUACAAUGUUGGCUCGACGUCAGCGAACGCGGAGAUCUGUCGAGCUUGGACGAUGUGCGAAAGAUGGGUGGAGGAGAAGGCAAAGUCAGAUGUGCGCAUAUCGCGCGGCAGCUGCUCAAGAUAUCACAACGACUGGAUGGUGGAGCGGAUCGUCCACCAAAGACGAACGGAGUGCACUUCGGCAACGGCGUGAACGGCAGCAAUAAUGACGAAACAGACUCGCCGCACGGUGGCUUGCAAAGGAACAAAGGUGGGAAGCAGCCACGAGAGAUUAUCGAAAAGUUCCUCGAAAUGCUGGAGAAGGAUCUCCUGAAAUCGUUUGACGAGUUCUAUCGGAGACAGAACUUUGGAGGCAUGCAAGAAUGCGCGGUGGCAUUGCAAGACUUUGGCGAUGGUAAUUCGGUCAUAUCGCUCUUCGUCAACCAGCAUCAGUUCUUCAUCGAUCGCUCACAACUCGUGACGGACGAGCUCACCAUGGACGACACCUUGGAUCGCCUGGCCGAUCCUGACACAGAACCACCCGGCGUUGAGCCAAGCCUACAAUCGCUGGUCGAUGAGGUUCGGGUCGUUGUACAGGAAGAGAGCUUCAUCAUCAAGCGUGCCUUCCCUUACUACGAGGAAGUGCUGGCUCGCUUUGUGCAGCGAGUGUUCCAGCAGUCCAUCCAGCAAAGAUUGGAGAUGGUGCUUGAGAAAGCAGAUAGCAUAUCGACACUGGCAUUCUUGCGAUCACUGCAGGCGUCGAGAUCCUACAUCGCAGCACUGGUGGAGGACUUCAAGUCGCAUGGCUUGACAGACCAUCCCGAACCAGUGUCAUCGACGACUGCCUCUGUACUGGAUCAACAGCUGGAUGAGCUCUUCGUGCCGUAUUUUACCGGCACAAGCUACAUCGAAAGAGAAAAGCGAAAUCUUGGAGAGCUUUUCGAGGGUCUACUGUUCAAGUUCACGCUCUAUCACUCGCGAAGGCGGAACGUGAAGACACAAACACACACGUACCUAGGUGCCAUCUCAGCACGUAGCAAAGAAUUCAUUAGCAGCGCGCGAGAUGCUUAUAUGGAGCGUCUGGAUAGUGCGGACUUGCAAGCUCGACAGAAGGCAAUGCUGCUCAGGAUCGCCGGUCUGCACAAUGCGAAAGACCAAGCCAGCGCGAACGAGGUCGACGUGACAGAUGAAGAUGGCCAGCUAAGUCUGCCCUCCACGAAACGUAUGCUGAAGUGGCUUGCUGAAGGUGUCGGACGAGGUCUUGAACUGGCAGGCGGUGGGAGCGAGACACCAAAGGAGAUCCGAGAGCUGCUGGGGCUCCUCAUUUCGUACAUGGGCGAGGUCUACCUUGAGACGGCACUGAACGCAGCGAUUGACUCUGCUACUGCUGCCGAGUCCAACACAAAGACGGAGCCUGACCUGAGCUACAUCACAGAUCUUCGAAGUGCGGUCAGCGUGCUGCACCUUAUGCUCACCACAAUAAAGAUGCUUCUGCUUCCACUGGCGGCGAGCAAUCUGACGAUCCGACGAGAUCUGGAAAAGCAGACCAGCAAUUUCGUCGACCGCAUGGAGUGCAAGGUUGAUACGGUUUUACAAAAGACGAUUGAUGCGGCUCUUGCUUGGGUAGCGAAGCUUCUCUCGAAUCAAAAGAAAACAGACUUCAAGCCGAAAGAUGACCACACCCUCCAGCUCGACCAGCUACAAACCUCAACAUGUCAAACCAUCUUCACCUUCCUCGGCCGUCUUCACUCGUGCGCAAAGAUCGCGAUCUCCGGCCGAGUCCUCGAGUCCUUCUCCCUCGAACUCGCCAUCGGCUUGCGAUCACUACUCCUCCAACACUUCAAAUCCUACCAGGUCUCGCUGACUGGCGCGCUUGUGGUGUCGAAGGAUAUCACCAAGUACAUCGAGCUUCUGCGCUCAUGGGAGCUACCGUCAUCUUUCGACCCCAGUCUUGAGGUCAUGACUGAGAUUGCGAAUCUCUUCGUUAUUGGGCCUGAGGCAUUGAGGGAUCGUCUAAGGAAUUUUGGAACUGGAGCGGGUGGGCUGCAGGGCGUGGAGAAGGCGGAUCUGAGGCCUUAUGUGAUGAGGAGGGAGGAUAGUAAUAGUGUAGGUGUGCAGGCUGUGUUGAAUGCGUUGUAG